GGGGACAAAUGCUUAAUUUUUAUAACACAAUCAGUUUCUUUACAACUAUUCAUCAUAUAACUUGUGUCUUAAGAGUGAAUUUAAUUCUUUUCAUUAUUUUUUCUAAAUUAUAAACAAGAGAUUGUAAAAUGACAAUUAUCUUGUAAUUCUAUUUUCCACCAAUAGAGGGCCCUCGGUUAAUAUGCCCCAAAAUUCAAAUGUUUUAGUGCUCUGGUGAAUACAAAAAUGAUCCCCAACUUAUUAAUGAAAAAUGAACUGCAACUAUGGAAAAAAAAUUUUGGUUUUUUAAAAAGUGAUAUUUUUAAUGAUUUUUUUUAAUGUUGUGUUGUAUACUGCAUAGAUCUACUUGUAGAUUCCCCACAGAUGAAAAACUAAUGGAAACUGACCACUCAUUCAGUGAACAAGGUUAGGUCUAUAACAUUGUUCUCUGUUACUAGUCCCUGUGUGGUGAAACAAGAAUGGCAAUGUUUGUCUGAUUUUCUCUUGUUCUUGGGGACAAAGUCAACGAACAAGAAAGAAAAGUAAGCCAAGCAUUGCCAAAAUUUCACUAAACACAGGGAUUCCUAGUAACAAAGAACAAGGUUACAUGUAUAUCUAGCAGCCAUUCGCUCUCGCAUUAUGUCCGGACCCCCUGUCGAAUGAAGACAAUCCGCUAGCCUGUGAUUGACUGACUUCUGUGCAAAUUCAGUGCUGUUAAGUUUUUCUUUGCUUUGUUUUUUUAUUUGUCAUUUUUUAGACAAUCCUAAAUUUGUGAAAAAGUUUGCGAACUUGGAACAAAACCACAGAUUUCUUUAUUUUUAGCACAUGUUUUUGGCAACCCUGCUUAGAAUAGUUGACUUUGAUAUUUUGAGCUCUUCUAGCUGUUUAUAAAAAUGGCUGGCUGGUGAUUAUGAGUGUCAACAAGAAAAUCUAUAUAUAAAGUAUAUAAAGUAACAUAUCUUGUUCUCAUUUUGUUUUCUCUAUAGGACCUAUGACUGCUGUGAGGUGUAUCCAGGUCCCCAUUUGAACAUGAUCAUGGGUCCUAAUGGUACGGGUAAAUCCACCAUAGUGUGUGCCAUGUGCCUCGGUCUCAACGGCAACACUAAUCUUCUCGGCAGAGCCAAGGAUCUUGGUGAGUUUGUGAAGAGAGGGACCAACAGGGCAGAAAUUGAGAUAGAGUUGUACAACUCUAAGGGUCGUAACCACGUUAUCAGACGGGAGAUUCAUAAAAAUGGAAACCGCUCGGUUUUUACCAAGAACAACCUUCCAAUAAAGAACAAGGAAGUGACGCAGUUUGUUCGUGAACGGAAUAUACAGAUCACCAACCUUUGUCAGUUUCUACCCCAGGAGAAAGUUGUUGAGUUCUCACAGAUGAAUAAUAUAGAGCUACUGGAACGUACAGAAGAGUCUAUUGGUUCGCAAGACCUGUAUGACAACCAUCAGACACUGAAGGACUGCCGCACCACUGAGAAAGACCUAGAACAACAGUUGAAAGACAAGUCUGACCAUCUUGAGAAGCUAAAGCAGCAGAAUGAGCGUGUUGAGAAGGACGUCCAGCGUUUCCAGGAAAGACAGAAGACAUUGGAAACCAUUGAGACAUUGGAGAAGAAGAAAGUCUGGAUGCAAUAUGAUGACAAGCGGGUUCUCUUCAUGAAAGUGAAAGAGGAGAAGAAGAAAGCAGAGGAGGGGCUUGCGCAAAGGAAACGUCGAGCGGAUCCCCUAGAAAAAGAACUACAAGCAGCUGUGAAAGCAUGCAAGCAGCUGGACCAGCAGAAGAGAAAUCUGUCACAAGAAAUCAGUGAACAGGAGAAACUGAUCAAGAAGGAGAGACAUGAGCUUGGAGAACAUACAGGCUCCAUUGCAGAAAUCCAUGAGGAACUCAGAGACAAGAGGACACAGGAACAGAAAAGACUUAAAUUAAUCCAUGACUGGAAAGAGCAGGCAGCAGGAUAUCAGAGAGAAUUGGAACAACUGGAACCAGAUGAAAAUAUCAAACCCCAACUGGAUGAAAAUCUUGCAGAGAUCAACAGGGUUUCUGAAGAGAAGACAGCAAUAGAGAAACAAUGCAGCACGAUAAGAGAUGAAAGAACAGCUUUAAAGAGAGAAAUCAAAGGUUAUCAGGACCGUCUAAAGAAGUUGAACGAUAUGCGCGAUCAGAGACUACGCACCCUUCAAGGCAAGUCACCCGAUACCUACAACGCAGUUCUCUGGCUACGUUCCAAUCCUGACAAGUUCAAGAAGACUAUUCACGAACCCAUUGCACUGGUGUUGAACAUCGCAAAUAAAGACCAUGCCAAGUUCAUCGAGAGAGCCAUACCCUUUCAGGAUAUGCUAGCGUUUGUUUGCGAGGAUGCUGAAGAUCAGGAGAGAUUCAUUAAUGAGAUCCGUGAAAGACAGAACCUCAGAGUGAGUGUUGUCAAGAGUCCUGCAGAGCCCUCUGAGAAUUAUGUUUCACCAAGACCCAUUCAACAAGUAGGGUUUGGAUUCUUUGCCUAUUUGAAGGACCUUGUGACCGCCCCGAAUGCUGUGAUGGCUUACCUGUGCAAGCUUCAUAAGCUUCAUAACAUUCCACUCGGAGAUGAGAACACAGAACGCAAUGUUUCAAAGGUUAUCGAACAUGCUCAGCUAACCAAGUUUUACACCCCAGGAUACCAGUACAACAUCAAGCAGAGUCGCUAUGGUAACAAGAACAAAUCAUCACUGAGCAGUCAGGUUCAACCCGCAAGGUUACUCGGUCAGAGUAUGGUGGAUAUGAGAGAAAAGAGAGAACUGGAAAUGCUCAUUCAGGAAAAGGAAAAACUUGUCCAGGAAGUCGAGCGGAGGUUCGCUGACCUUGAGAACAGACACAAGAGCUUGGACGCCGAGCUUGAGGAGAUCAAAGAGGCCAGAAAGCAACUCAAGAAGAGACAGAAUCAAAGAAGAACCAUCACUCAGAACAUCAAAGCAGUGAUUGACAAGAUCAAGAGGAAAGAGAGUAUGGCCAUUGACCUUGAAGCGGAGAAGAGAAAAGUAGAACAAAAGAUACAAGAAGUCAACAGGGAGAAGCUCACCAUACUGUCAAAGAUUCAUGGCUACAACAAGGUCUGUCUUGAUAAGUCAAUGCAGAGGGUUUCAUUGAGUUUCCAGCAGGUAGCUGCUGAGAAGUUCAGAAAGCAGUGUGAGGAUAACAUCAGUGACACCAAGAAUGAGAUCAACAUUCUGGAGACCCAAGUCCAGGAUUUGACUGUUGAGAACGACCAAGUAAAGAGUGAUGCUAAACGAUUAUUGAAACUUGCAAGAGAAAAAACUGGCAGUGAAAAACCUUCAGACCAUCUGAAGAAACUGUUUGAGCAGUACCCUAACGACAUUGAUAUGGUGGAUGAAAUGAUCUUCAGAGAGAAAGCACAAGCCGAUUGCCAGUACGCUACGGAUGAAGGAGUCGUCAGAGAAUAUGAAAGGAAAAAGAAAGAAAUAAGAAUCGUUGAAGCGGAGGUUGUUAAGAAGAAAGAGGAGGUUGACCGUCAUAAGGACAGGAUAGAUGACCUGAAGGAAUCCUGGUUACAUGAGCUCCGGGACCUGGUUCACGAUAUCAACGCCAAGUUCUCAGACUUCUUUAAAACCAUGGGAUGUGCCGGUGAAGUCAGCCUCUUCUGCCCGACUGAGGAGGAUUAUGAUAAAUAUGAGAUAAGGAUCAAAGUGAAGUUCCGUCGCAAUGAGCAACUCCAGCUUUUGACCUCGACCUACCAGAGUGGUGGGGAGCGCAGUGUAGCUACUGUCCUCUAUCUGAUGGCCUUACAAGAUCUCAACAAGUGCCCCUUUAGGGUAGUGGAUGAGAUUAAUCAGGGUAUGGAUCCAAACAAUGAGAGGAAGGUGUUUGAGUUUGUGGUUGAGACAGCAUGCAGAGAGAAUACAUCUCAGUACUUCCUCAUCACACCAAAACUGCUACCAGACCUGAAGUAUGGACCCAGAAUGAAAGUUCUCUGUGUGUAUAACUCCCACUGGAUGCUGUCUCACGAGAAAUGGAGCAUUCCAAAGUUCAUCCAGCGAAAGAAGAGACUGAACAAGGAGAACUAAUCCUGAUCCUGAGCAAUGGCUCCUUGUUGAAAGUUCCUUCUUCAUAUGAACUCAUAAUGUUUGAAAGCCUGGGGCCUGUUUCAUAGAGACCUUAUGAGUAUUGUAACUUGACCAUCAUGGUAACUGUCAUGGUACCAGAGCUCAGGAGCCAAUCCUAAUCAAGAUUUCCAUGGUAGUUACCAUAAUGUAUAAUUGUAUGUCUCUAUGAAACAGGGCCUUAGUCCAGUGUUUGGAGCAACUACGAAGAAAAAUUAAGAAAUAGUAAUUUUGGUGCUGCUUCUGCUGCUAACAACUGUUUUUUUUUUUUCAGGCCCAACUGAAAUCCAGAAAUAACUCUAAGGAACCACUCGUUUCAAAUAUUAGAUCUAAUUAUGAUCAACUACCAAGAAACAAAUUUCAACAAACUUGUCAGCAAGAAUGACAUUUUGAAGGCUUUUUGUCUCAUGAAAAAUAAACAUCACACACCCAUUUAAAGCUUCCAAAGUGUCUAUCGCAAACAAGUGUUAUGUUUUGAUAGAUAUGGAUAAUAAACAAGAGAGGAUAAGUCCUGAUGAAGUUCACCAAUAUCACAAUGUGUUUAUAUGGUUGAGUUCAAAAUGAGGAGAAUCGGAAAAGAAGUAUAAGCUCUCAACCUAAUAAAUCAUCUUAUCUGUCCAUUUAAUAUGUGAAAUGAGACAGAGUAGCAAAAAGCUACGAUAGCUUACAAAGGUUAAUUACCUUAAUAGUGCUUGAUUGACUGCUUAUUAGGUCUUAAACUAGGAUAAUUGCAAUCCUAGUUUUAACUCAAUGUGAACCAUUUCAUAGCAGCUGAUUACCUUAAAAGAAAGAUAUUGUGCCUUUUUUUUAAAUUGGACUUGUGUCUUGUCUUCCUUGUGCAGACAAAUUAUGCUGACAUGCUCUGUGUUGUGCGAGGAAAUAAUUGAUCUGAAAUUCAUUUCCAAAAACUCUUUCUCUUACAUUUCAUCUUCAUAUCUCUUCCUGUGUUAUAAUAUUUUUCCUAGUUUUCCUUUUUUAUCCUUCUGCUUCCACCUCCCCCUUUCCAUCUUUCUUUAUUACUUCACCCCCCCCCCCAAUAUUCCUCCCCAUUGAUUUCUUAAUUUCUCCCUUGUUUUCUUUCUCACACAACUCUCUUUUCCACUCUUUCAUCUCUUCCUUCAUUAAGCCUCCAAAUCUUUCCAAUUGGUCUGUAUCCUGUACUGUCCCCCCCCCCCUUAUUCAUCUCCCAUCAUUGCUAUCCACAUUUUCCCCUUUAUGCCUUUUCUUUCAGUUUCCAACUUUUAUUUUCUAUAAACUCCAGGGAGGUGCUACUAGGGGGCGCCCCUUCCUUCAUGUGAUUGUUAGAAGUUUUUUUAAGAAAGAAAAAGGGGGAAGUAAAGGAAGAGAAAAGAAAUAAAAGUAUAUACAAAAAAAAUAGGUACAACUCUUAGAAAAAUAUACAUGUAGGUCUAAUUUUAUAAUACCCCCUUCUGAAGUGAACUUUCAGCAGUCUUCCCCUCUUCAAAGUACCCUGACAUCUCUUAAUUUAUACCCCUAUCGUAUCUUCCUUCCCUUCAUCUAUUUCAUAUGUUAUCUUCCAUUCCCCGUGUUGUCCCCGUUUGUCCUCAUUCUUUGCCCCUAAUGUUCCUUUCCCCUUUUUUUCUCAAUGUUAAUAUACGUAUUGAUGUUUUCAGAUUUGAUGUUUUCAGAUAUAACCCAUGAGUUUUAAAUGAUAGUAUGAUAAGAGCAAUCUUACAAAGAUUUAUUUGGUCUCAUAUAAAUGUAUAACAAGCUGGACAUGGCUCCAACCAGACUGACCACACUUGGUAUCAAAAGACAAAAUGACCAAAAAUAAACAAUUUAAAGAAAUUUUUAAAGAAAAGAAGAUAAAUGUUAUUUAAAAAACAACAUCAGUUCGGUGGAUUCAAAUUACGAGUUGAGAGCAAAAUUGCCACAUUAUCUCUAUGCAUUUGAAGUUAAACAUCGAAGGGGGGGGGGGGGUCCUUGUCCUUUAGCCCAGAGAACGUGUCCCAAAAUGGGAGGGAUUUUUUUUUAUUCAAUAAAUUGUCUGUUUACAAUGCAGACACUUCAUGUAAAUAUGUUAUGUAGAGUUAGACAUAGAUUUAAUCAGUACAGUAGACUGCAAGUGUUGUCUACAUUAUAUUAGUUGUCAUGUUGAACAUGACUAUACAAGCGCUUUUUUAUAUACACACUAAGAUAUUUAUUAACACUGUUCUUUGUUCCUUUUCGUUACUUUUUACAAUGUUUUGUACAUGUUUGUUUCUUGCCAUAGAAAAUAUUCUCUCUCUGUCUCUUUUGCUUUUACAUAUGGAUAAACAAACUUUUGUCUUUCUCACAUUCCACAUUCAUUGGAAAUGUAGCUUUAUGUCAUUACCAUAAACUUACCAACACAAAUCUAUGAAAUCUAUAGAAUUUUCUUCCAAGGGUCUUGAUGAUUGGAUUUUUUAUUUACCAAAUGAAAUUGAAGUUAAUUACAUUGGCCUUUCAGUGAUAUGCUUUAUACUGAGAUUUUACUUGAUGAUCGGUAAUCAAUGAACUAUUACACUUCAAAUCUAAUCUCUUUUUAUGCCUGAUAUGUUGGGCAAUCUUUCUUUAAGAUUCCAUGUUAUGUUGCAAUAACACCAACAAAACUGACUCCACUGUCCGAUGGUUAGUGAUAAAAAAUAGUGUUAAUACAGUAGUUUUGAUAGGUCAGGGCCCCGUCUUACAGAGAGUUGCGAUCGAUCCGAUCAAUCACAACUAUGGACGGCCAGCAACGUCAAUAUCUAAAAUGCAGAUUUGUUCAAUAUAAAUUCCAGAUAUGAUGAUUAUUCAUACAUUUAUCUUUCUCUUGAUGAUUCAGUGUGAUUUUCUUUUUAUUAUGGUAUGGAUGGAUAUCUAUACAGUUGAGAUUGAUUUGAUCGAUCAUAACUCUUUGUAGGAUAGGGCCCAGAAGUAAGUUUUGUUACUUUGACUGUGGCAUUAUAAAGGAACAAAAUGAACUUGCGCAUGAAGCUUUUAAUGUAGCAAUAAGGCCUCAAUUCUCUUCCAUCUUUCAUGUACCCUCAUAAAAUGUAUAAAUGUUUUAUGUUAACAUAGAGUAGAUGCAUAUUUAACCCUGUUUUAAGUUAUGCAUACACAGUACGUGUGUUUCAAGAUGUAUUUAUGGAAAACAUGUUAUCACUAAUGUGCUUUAUGGCAAUAAACUUUAAGUACUAAGAAAAAAAAAU
This is a messenger RNA of Lytechinus pictus (painted urchin), 7238 nucleotides long. Its product is annotated as structural maintenance of chromosomes protein 5-like. Gene Ontology annotation, cellular component: nucleus; Smc5-Smc6 complex. Gene Ontology annotation, biological process: double-strand break repair via homologous recombination. Gene Ontology annotation, molecular function: single-stranded DNA binding; ATP hydrolysis activity; ATP binding. The record is from RefSeq and is a predicted model, not a curated record. Bases 1009 to 4032 code for a protein of 1007 amino acids. The transcript has 22 exons. Lineage: Eukaryota; Metazoa; Echinodermata; Echinoidea; Temnopleuroida; Toxopneustidae.